Gadus chalcogrammus (walleye pollock) is the source of this 2656-nucleotide messenger RNA. Its product is annotated as putative nuclease HARBI1. The transcript has a single exon. The record is from RefSeq and is a predicted model, not a curated record. Lineage: Eukaryota; Metazoa; Chordata; Actinopteri; Gadiformes; Gadidae.
ACCUCUGCCUUUAGGAGUUGUAUCUCCAUUUUCACUUUUGUCUGCUGCAGUUGGGUUAGCAGGAGUUUCUCUUUUGCCAGUUGAAUCUGAAUUUCUGCUCUUUCAGUUUCCUUUCGCAGAAGCACCUCAUAGGCGUCACCAUCCUGGCCCGAGGAACGUUUACGCUUUGUUUUAGCAACUCUAGAAACAACUGGCUGCAUGGUCAGGGGGGAUCCAUCGUCCUCCUCAAUCGCUGGAGUAAGGUCCAGGACAAAUUCCUCUGCAGGAGGGUUCGGCUCACAUUCUCCAGCCUCUGUCAUUGUGGCCUCUCCAUUUCCUUCUACACCUUCUAUACCGUGCAGAGCCUCUGACUUUCGCCUCCGACGAUAUCGAGGACCAUAUCAGUGUAUUCACCCCUUUUAUAUGGCUUGUUACCAGUGCAAGGGUUUUUUGCCUCACUGAGGUCCUUGGUUGCCUUGGCCCGCAGGUUUUUCCAGCGCAGUGUUACUUGUUUUAAGGUCCUCUUUUGGCCAGACCCCAAGGCAUUGAUUCGGUUGGUAAUGUCUUCCCAAAUGGUGUCUUUCCCUUUCUUGGUGACCUCCCCACCCUUUGCCGAGCUGAAACCACCUACUAUUGUGGCAAAAUUGGCCCGAACACCCUUCAGUAGUGCGUAUGUUUCUGCCACAGUGAAAUUAGGCCCUUUUGACUCCAUGAUUUCUCCUUGGUCUCCAUGAUUUCGCACACAUUUCUCUUAACGCCUUGGGCAUUAUUGCUUUGGCCUGUGAUCAAUUAGGCUUCUGGUAAUUAGCUUGUUGCUGGUUAAUUGGUUUGACCACUUAAACACAUCAUGUUUCGCAUACAUUUCUCUUAACCUACAGAGGCAUCCAGAUGGCGGGUAUUGUUCAUCGGUACCAUAGGAGAAGGCACCCUGCUAGGGUGUACGCUGAGCGUGCCAAACCACUUGAGCAAUACACUUCAGAUGAACUGUAUGCACGUUUUCGCUUUGGGAGAGAUGACAUCAAGUCCAUUUGAGACCUGAUUAGACCAACACUCCAACACAAAACCCGAAGGAGUCAUGCUUUGUCCGUGGAGGAACAGUGCUUAAUUGCACUGCGCUUUUACGCAUGUGGGACUUUCUACCAAGGGAUUGGAGACUAUAUGGGAGUGGACAAAUCCACUGUGAGUAAUGUGGUGAAGGUUGUGUCCAUGGCACUGGGCAGUCUGAUCAAUCAAUUUGUUUCCUUUCCCAAGGAUGACCAGAUUGCUCAGACUAAGCACAAGUUUUUUCACAUGGGGAACAUGCCUAACACGAUUGGAGUUAUCGAUUGUACACAUGUGCAUAUCCAAGCACCUCGUGAGAGGGAGUGGGAGUAUGUAAAUCGGAAGGGGAGGCACAGCAUCAACGUACAACUUGUGGGCAACGCCGACCUCAUCAUCACCAACUGUGUUGUGAAAUGGCCAGGGUCUGUCCAUGAUGCACGCAUUCUAAGACAGAGUGCACUAUACAGAGAGCUCCAAACAAACCGGCCAAAUGGCAUUAUAUUGGGAGACAGCGCUUACCCACUUCUACCAUGGCUAAUGACCCCUUUUCCGGUUGCAAAUACACAUGAGCAAGCAUGCUUCAACAUUGCACAUUGCAAAACAAGAUGUGCCAUUGAGCGCUUAAAUGGAUUGCUGAAGAGAAGGUUUGCCUGUCUUAAUUACCUGCGAGUAGAACCUAAGGUGGCAUGCAACAUAAUUCUGGCCUGUAUUGUUCUGCAUAACAUCGCCACCAUCGCGUCAUGUCCCUUGCGAUGCCAGUGACGCUCAUGAUGGACCUGAGCCUGAUGUAGACCCAGAACAGCCACGAAUGGUCCUACCUAGUGAGGGACACACUGGACAUGCUAUAAGAGAGGUAAUGGUACGAAACUACUUUUAACUUUGAAUAACUGUGUACAAUUUUUGUGUACAAAUGUAUCAUAGCUUUUCUUUAUUUAAUUUUUACUCAUCAUUAUCAUUUUGAUUAUCAUUUUUAUGAUUUGAAUUCAUCCGAAAUAUGAAUAAAUGUAUAUCAUUUGCCAAAAAACUGAUUUUGUCAUUCAUUUUGUUUAAAAAACUCAGAAAAUCACAACUGAAUCCACCCUUCUGGUGGGAUCAGGAUAAUCUUGUUUUUUUGGAUCAAAUGUAUCCCAAACCAACUUCAAAGUUUUGAACAACACAAAAGGAAGGUUUGAUCCAGAUCAAAUGUAAGAUUGGAUUACGUGAUCUGAUCUUCUUUCUGAAUCCAUCUUUAGUUUUGAGCAACCCAUUUUCAAGAUUUGAUCCAAUCCGUUAUCCGAAAUCCCACUGGAUUACUUUUGAACAACUGGGCCCAGGAAACACGGCAGUUUAAAGGGCCCCUAUUUUAGUAGCACGAGUGGUGCUGAUUCCCCAUUAAAGGGGUGAUAUUAUACCACCAGCCGUUAGCGUGAUUAGCCGUUACAAGCCGUUUGAAAAUCUGCCUUGUCCUGGGUUUUAGUGACAUCACAAGUGGGAGCUUCCCCUAGAUGUAUGACGAUAGAUCAGUCUACCAGCCUGUCCAGCGGACUGUAGCAAACGUUCCUCAUCGAUUCGUCAUACAUCUUGGUGGACACGCCCACUUGUGAUGUCACUAAAACAGGAAAAGGCAGAUUUCCAAAAUGGCUUGCAACGGCUAAUC